UCCUUAGAGAGGCAACGAGGAAGGAAGGUCCUCCUGCACAAACCUCCACUGCAAUGGUGUUUGCAAGGGUUUAAAUUCCCUUUGCACCAGGAAACCAGCCAGAAGGGACCCAACUGGAGACGGGAGCAAAAAAGGAGCAACUUGAGUCGCUUCUGGAGUGAGAGAAUUGGCCGUCUGCAAGGAUGUUGCCCAGGGGACAUUGCCCGGAUGUUUUGAUGUUCAGAGGCAUGCCUCACAGCCUCUGAAGAUACCUGCCAUAGAUGUGGGCGAAACGUCAGGAGAGAAUACUUCUGGAACAUGGCCACACAGCCUGAAAGACAUACAACAAAUCUUUGAUUGUUGACCAUUCACUGUCAUGCAUUUCUGUUUAUUCUCCAGGCAAACAUUUCGCCUCUAGUUCUAUCCGCAGUCCUUAAGCCUACAGUUUCUUGUAGUGCAACACCUUUCUUGUGAAGGAUGAAAAGAGGGACCCUAAGCCCCGUGGGCCCCACCUCAGAGGAGGAAGCAUCCCCGGGCACAGGAAAGUCUCCUUACGUCCUCCAAGCUGGGAAUAUCCGGGAAUUCUUGAAGAUGAUGCCAGGAGACCAAAUCAAACAGGAGCCCGAGGAGAGCUCCCUUCAGUUGUGGGAAGUUCAGUGGCAGGAGUUCCUGAAGACCGUUGAGACUCCCGACCCAGACUGGAGCACCCCGUUAUUUUCAGAGAAGUCUUCUCCAUGGGAUGACGCCAAAGCCUUCCUGGCUUCUUUUGAGCAAGUGGCCGAGGCCUGUCGGUGGCCCAAGGACGAGUGGGUGACCCGCCUCAUGCCGGCCCUCAGCGGAGACGCCGAGCAGGCUUUUCUCAAGCUGCCCGCCCGUCACAGGGAGGACUACGCGGUGGUGAAGGCGGCUAUCUUGCGAGGGGACACCUUGAGCCGGGAGAAGAUUCGGCAGCACUUCCGGCAGUUCUGCUACCGGGAAUCCGAGGGGCCCCGAGGGGCGUACAUCCGACUCCAGGAGCUUUGCAGCCAGUGGUUGAAAUUCAAGCACCACUCCAAGGAACAGAUUCUGGAGCUGUUGAUCUUGGAGCAGCUGUUGACCAUCUUGCCACCUCAGAUCCAAAACUGGGUUCGGGAACGUGGGCCGGAGACCUGCUCUCAGGCAGUGGCCUUGGCUGAGGAUUUCCUCUCAAAGAAAGAAGGGGUCCAAAGUCCAGAAGAUCAGGGGACCUUCCCAGAGACAGGUGGGAGCUCCUUGGAAGGAGACCUUCCCCCUUCUGUUCCAGAGCAAAGUCAGCUUUGCAUAGAGACUAAGAAAGAGGUAGAUGAUGACGACACUCCCAGGUGUUUUGCGGGGUGGGGAACCAUAAACAAUGGAGAGGAAUGUGCUCCGGAGGGCUCCGAAAUGGGUUGUCCACACCCGGCACCGGUCUGGAAGGAAGAAGACAGCCUUUCUCAGUGUUGUAUACAGGAAAAUGUCUCAGUGAGUCACAAAAAGCCAGAAUAUCCUCAGGAAUCUGAUCCGGUGGAGGAACCAAUGAACUCGGCUCCUUGUGGGGAAAUUUGCCAGAUCAUCAAUGAAACUACAGCUACAGUCCCCAUUGGAAUGGAGUCCAGAAGGAGACGAAAUGCCUGUAGUUCCUAUGGACGAAGCUCCGGCCUCCCUAUGAGAACUCGCACAGGAGGUAAGCCAGUCCGGUGCCCGAUCUGUGGGAAAUACUUCCUUUGUAGCUCAAAGCUUCUCGUCCAUCAAAGAAGCCACGUUGGGGAGAAAGCAUACAAGCGGUUAUACCUGUACGGAGGCCAACACAUGUGCCCCACCGACUUCCAUGCAAGUUGCCCAGGCCAGGCUACCAUGUUCCACAAAAUGGUCCCUCGAAUGCGUGGCCAGAGGUGGGAAGGCAAGGAGGUCGUGGCCUUGCUCAACGGGAUCAAGUCCAGCCCUGCUCUGGCCCUGUUCAUGAGCAGCAGCUCCCAGCGGGGACAACAGCACUGGGAAAAAGUCAAGGACCAGCUCCAGGCUCAAGGAUACACCCGGAACAUAGACCAGCUGAGGUCGAAAUGGAAACAGCUGAAGACGGACUUUUUCGCAGCCGGCCGACCCGCGGCAGAAGGAAAAGAGAGGCCGCCCAUCAUACCGCCUUAUUUCAAUCGGAUGCGGAGCGUGUGGGACGCAGCUGGGAGGCCCCCUUUCAAAGAUCGUCACCUACCAGCCUCUUAUCGAGCCCGAAGGCGUGAGCUAGAGAGACGUGAGGACGAUGACGGUAAUGUGAUGGUGCAAGGCUCUUCCUGCUGACAGUAGGAAAGAUCCAGAAGUAAAGACCAACCAUUGGUGCUGAUGUGUGUAUGGUCUACAUACACCAACCACAGAAAGCUGCAACUGGGGAAGUAUUGUCAGGAGCAUAAUUGGUUAGCAUAAGGACAAUAGAACCACCAUCAUAAUUCAUCACCAGGACAGGUCUUAUCAUUGGACAAGGUGAGGAAGAUACUUCAAGCUACUUCAUCCUGGGGCUGGUCACAGAGCCAAGGUAUGUUGUUGGAGAAGGAGGCAGUGGUGUGCCAAAGAGUGUGCUUAGUGCCUACUAAGAUACACUGUCUUAAAAUGCAGGGAAGGAUACGGUCCUUUCUCCAAUGAUGAAAAUCAGUGGCCAGUCCAGUUGGUUCCUAUAUCUCGAAGGGGCCUCCUUAUCCUUAGACUCAGGCAGUGAAAUAUGUUGUGGUGACUCCAAAAUUAGCAAUACAUGAUACUUUUUUUCAUGCUCAGAGUGUUCCACAUAUUAUACCUUGAAACAUGGGUAGGGGCAUGCUAUUAUAAGCACUUCUAGGGUUUGGAGGCUGGGGAGCAUUUAUCAAAAUUACCCUUUGGUAGGUGGAAAAUAAAGCACUCCUUUUUCUACUUGCAUGGGAUGCACUCCUCCCCCUCUUCUUCAGGCUCAGUGUUUUAAAAGUUCUUAUUAGAAGUUUGCACCAGUUUGUUUCACAGCAUUGUUAGGUAUGUAUAUAUGCAUAUUCAAUUUUUAUCUCAUCUCCCCCUUCCCAAGGAGGGGGCUUAAGACAGGUGAUAAUUAAGAAGAACAAAUACAGUAGAGUCUCACUUAUCCAACAUAAACGGGCCAGCAGAAUGUUGGAUAAGCGAAUAUGUUGGAUAAGGAGGAGGCAUUAAGGAAAUGCCUAUUAAACAUCAAAUUAGGUUAUGAUUUUACAAAUUAAGCACCAAAACAUCAUGUUAGACAACAAAUUUGGCAGAAAAAAGUAGUUCAAUAUGCAGUAAUGCUAUGUAGUAAUUACUGUAUUUAUGAAUUUAGCACCAAAAUAUCACGAUAUAUUGAAAACAUUGACUACAAAAAUGCGUUGGAUAAUCCAGAACGUUGGAUAAGUGAGACUCUACUGUACAAAGAAACCAUUAAAAAUAAAGCAGAACAUUGCAAACGCAUCAAUAAAAGCAAGAUAAGGCACUCACCCCAUUGAAAACCCCUCCCUCCUAUUAUUUAUUUGCAUAGAGUAAUUAAAACACAGUGACUUUUGAUGCUUAUGUUAUAGUAAGUGCUAAAGUUAUGUGUUCUAUAUAUUAAAAAAUAAUAAAUCAAAACAGAUUAUUUAUCAAGUCUUUUGCUUCGACAAUGGAUAUGUUGGUGGUACGGAUUUGGUGGCUUAAGAAAGGUGCAGCAUGAGGAAAACAAACAUGCAAAGGUAUUUGUUUCUCUUUGUCUCUUAGAACAAACUGCUGCUCAUCUCCAUUGCUUGAGGGAUUGGGACCACAGUGUAUAAUAGGAUUUGGACCACGUUAACCAAAGUUGCGGGUUCCUCUGAAUUCUCCCCCAGAAUCCAGAGCAAGCCACAACUUUUGGUCAAUGCAAGCAGUUGGUCUGGUUCUGAGACAGAAUUGGCUGCCACUGUUUACAUGGUUGAUCCAGGGACAUGGGAUGAUGCUCACCGCCCCUUCGUUUUCAUCCUUGCACGUGGCCAGCAGGCAUGACGGGUUGUGUCAGUUCCUUGUUGCAUGGAGGAAAACCAGCCAGAGCAACGAGUCAAUCAGAGAAGGAAGGGAUGAGAGGAAGGGGCUAGUCCUCCGUUGCCCUUGCAACAUCAUCUCAGGCAACUGGCACAACCCAUGCCAUGUCUACUGGCCACUGUUGUGAAAAGAAUGGCACCUGAGAAAGGGGCUGCUUUUGGGAGCUCAGUGUGGGUAUUCUGUGCCCCAACAUGGGAGCAAAAUUCUUGCAGGGUCCAAACCUCGGUGGGCAAGAUUUUGGAAGGCUAAAAGCUCACAAAGCUCUUUGUAAUCCACAAAACCUGUUUUCCAGAAUACCUCUAAUUGCCUUAGGUGAGUUUUGUGGAUAUCAUGAAUGGCUAAAACGACAAAUAAAUGGCCCUGAGAGCAAAUAGAAUUCUCCCCAGAAGACAGAAUGGGGCUAUUGCACUUUAGACAUAUCAUGAGACAAUGUGACUCACUGGAAAAGAUGGUAAUACUUGAAAAAUGGGAGACAGUACAAAAAGAGGAUCCAGUGUGGUAUCACGUCUGAGUGUUGAAUUAUGACUCUAGAGAUCAGAUGGUUGGCCAUGACCUUUGGUAAGUCAUACUUGAGGGAUUGGAACCACAGCGCAUAAUAGGAUUUGGACUGUGGCGCAGGCUGGAAAGCAAGCCAGCUGCAACAAACCACUCUGACCAAGAGGUCAUGAGUUCGAGGCCAGCCCGUGCCUGCGUCUUGUCUCUGUUUCUGUUCUAUGUUAUGGCACUGAAUGUUUGCCUUUAUGUGUGCAAUGUGAUCUGCCCUGAGUCCCCUUCGGGGUGAGAAGGGCGGAAUAUAAAUGCUGUAAAUAAAUAAAUAAAUAAAAUAAUACUCUUUUAGCCUCAGAUGAAGAUAAUGGCAGAAGAUGGGACCCAAGUCCAAACACAGAAUUCCCCUAUGCUUUAUAUAUACCUUAUACACAUAGCCUGAAAGUAAUAUUUGCACAUUUUAAUACUUCUGUGCAUGUGUACACCAAACCAUUAGAAAGCAAAGGUCUUAUUCAUCCAUGUGGACAAUUUUGGAAUUUGGAAUUCCAAAUAAAGGUUGUUCAACCAGUAUCAUCUUGAGUGAUGAAAUUAGUAGUCAUAAUAAUAAUUUUAUUUCUUACCCGCCUCUCCUCAGGGUUCAAGGUGGGUUACACCAGAAUUAAAAUGCAUAAGCAUUAAAAAUGCACAUGUUCUGCCUGCAUGUGCCAAUAACAGAAUGCUACCAAAUGUGUCGUGAAAAAUAUUAAUCCACAAUGCAUUUAUAGUCUCUUCACUAUGAGAACCACCUUGUGGCACAUGAUUCUGGAUAGCUCACCCUAACAUUUUCUGUAAUCAGGCUUCGAUAGCGUUUUGGUCUUGUGAGCACUCAGGUGGAUCACAAAGUAUGCUCUCCAAGCUGAACAUUUUCCCAUUUUACUGGUAUUAUUAUGGUUUGUGUUCUGUGUAAAUCAGUGGCAUAGACACCAAAAAACUGUGGCAUAGACACCGAGAACUGGGAACCCCUGGCCCUUGAGCGCUCUAACGAGGUCAGCUGUGACCAGCAGUGCUGCAGAAUUCGAAGAGGCACGAAUGGAGGGCUUAAGGGAGAAACGUGCCAAGAGGAUGGCGCGUUAAGCCAGCCCUGACUGGGACUGCCUUCCAUCUGGAAACCAAUUGUGAAGAAGUGUAUAAUUAUAUUUUGUUUAUAGAUGACAUGUGUAUUUGAUUUUGUUUGAACAGUCAGGUUUGGCUAAGUUUAAAAUGGUGAGUAUUUGAGUUGAUGAUGUAUGGGGGAAGGUAGCCAUCUUAAGGCAGGUUACCAUAGCAACAGGGGCGGAGCCAACCGCCGCCUGGAAAGGAAAAGGGGGAAUAUUUAAGAACCCAGGCAGUCUGUGAUUUUCUAGUCACAGUGGAGGAUCUGAUUCUUGUGAGAAGAAUCAGGUUGGCUCAAAUAGAAGGAUUUGAGUCAGAUCUAAGUUGGACCAGACUAGGCAAGUUAGGUGACUUGUCUAGGGUCAUUUAUAGAGCCUGUGGAUUAGGGAAAAUUAAUCCCAGGGGAUCCAGGAGGAUCAGGGUUUAGUGUAAUCCAGAGAAAGAAAUAUUUUGAAAGUUUGACCACCUCAUAACCGUUUGUAACCAUUAAGCGAAGUGCCUUUAACAAGUUAUAUGAAACCAUCAAGCUCUGUACCUGCAAUAAACUUGUUUUGAUUUUAUUCUAA
Molecule: messenger RNA, 6170 nt
Organism: Anolis carolinensis (green anole)
Lineage: Eukaryota; Metazoa; Chordata; Lepidosauria; Squamata; Anolidae
Exons: 5
Coding region: 457-2271 (604 amino acids)
Source: RefSeq, a predicted model, not a curated record